This is a messenger RNA of Betta splendens (Siamese fighting fish), 2536 nucleotides long. It is a transcript of the gene soul4, whose product is annotated as heme-binding protein soul4. The transcript has 6 exons. Lineage: Eukaryota; Metazoa; Chordata; Actinopteri; Anabantiformes; Osphronemidae. The record is from RefSeq and is a predicted model, not a curated record. The coding region runs from base 206 to 967 and encodes 253 amino acids.
CUGGUUCCGUCACGAUGACGUAAUUGGCUGCUGACAGGAAGUAGUGCUCUAAGGAUUUCGCGGCUCUUAUUGUGUAACAUUCGAAGCUCACUUUACACAGGAAGCAGAGAAGAUAAACAACACUUGAUACACCUAGCGUACGAGACUGCCAGAACCAGAUUAGAUUAGUAAUCAAUAAUCCAAAGGGGCAUCAUCUCUUCCAGUCAUGGCUCUGAUUUCUUUGGAAGACCUUGAGGGAUUGGAUGAUGAGCAGCUGGAUGAUGAAAUCACCGAUAACCCUGAACCAAUGGAUGAAGAUGACAGACUCCUGAGUCACUGGCAGGCAGUGGCCAGCACGCAUCAGGUGUCAGUACCUCCAGAAAUGACUGGACCCAUACAGGAAAUGACCCGAAACAGCCAGCAAAGGGAGCCAAUCCCCUUUGCUCCCAUCACUCGUCAUGAAAAGUCUCUUCCUGUUUCUCCACAGAUGGGGGAGGUCCUGUAUGAGGAGAGGUUGUAUCCAGCUGGACAUUGGGCCUCUGUGACCAGAGGAGAUGAUUUGUACGAACAGAGCAUCUCGAUGGGCUUCAUGAAGCUAAUGCGCUUCAUCUGCAAAGAAAACUCAGCGGGCAGGUACCUUGGGAUGACGGUGCCAGUGGUUAGCACCAUCCACAUGAUGGAGGACGGAAGCACAUUUGACAAGGAAGUCCAGACUUCGUUUUUCCUGCCCACAGCGUUUCAGUCCACCCCCCCCCAACCCUUUGACUCUGACAUCACCAUCGUCCACAGAGAACCCAUCCGAGUGGUUGCCAGGCCAUUUUUUGGUACAACCACAGAAGUCACAGUGGGUCAUCAGAUUUCUCUGCUGUGGGAGAUCCUGGGCGUCAACGACGAGCUGCGCAGAGAUGACUACAUGGUGGCUGUAUACGAGAACCCUGGGGUCCCUCGCCGCAGGAAUGAGAUCUGGUUCAUCAGACGCAGCCUUUAAACACUGUGCUCUGCUCCUUUUAACAUUUAGUAGCUUCCCACUGAUUAAUUUCUCUGUGUAGAUAUGUGGUUUAUUUGUGGAUGGACCUGGUUUUAUCUGUAUGGAGACAGCAAAUCAAUCACUCACUCACUCAGUCGCUCACUCAGUCGCUCACUUCUGUUUAGAUCGCAGCAUGCUAAUCAGUACACAUUGUUCCCUGUGUUUAUGCUAAGCUAGUUGCCAGUCUUCAUGCUGGGUUAACCAGAUGCAGAGCAGCAUUAGAGACUCAGUGGCCAGUUUAAUAGGGACCCCUAUCUAAGACCCCCUGGUUCGUAUGAGCAGGUUGCAUUAGUGUAGUAGUGGCAGCUUCCUGUUGUUCUGUCAGAGACACUAAUUAAUGCUAAUUAAGUUCAGGGUCCUCACAUUGAACAUUCAACCCUGAACGAACUGUAGUUACCAUAGGUACACUCAGUUUAGACUCGAUAAUAAAACCAAUCAGAAUAUGUAGUUUUUUAUGAUUUUGUACAAAAACAUAAUUAGUGUUUGUUUAACUUUUAAUCUGAAACUAGUUCAGUGAAAAAGAUUUCACCUAGGGGAAUAUUUCAUCUGUCCAUUUUUCUAAGAGACCGAGACAAACUGCUCGCUUAAAGGAGUUUCACAGAUCUGAAGUCAGUUGUUAAGCCUCCAUGUCUCUGACGGGGGGUUAGAUCCUGCUCAAUCGGAUCUGUAUGUCUCCUCCUGUUGACUGGAAUCUAUGGAGCUGUCCUUUUAAAUUUGAUGCUCUGACUCUCUCUCUCUUAAUGACAGAAGAAUGAAUCUGAAGGCAUUGUUAGUUUUAAAUGAAAAGAAUCUGGCCGAGCCUCUGACUGCAAGUGCAUUUUCUUCCAGCGUUUUACAUCCAGAGAGACUUUUAGUCUUUCUGGACCUUUACCCAUUUGCCCUUAACAGAUAAACUGGCUGCCUUUAAACUCCCUGGACAAUUGUCCUGUUUCUCUAUCCGCACACAUACGUAGGGAGAAACACAAUAACCCUAAAAACAAAACACUUCUAACAUUAAAUAGAUGAUUUUCUGGUUUGUGACAAUCUAAAUAAUUUAUUGAUGGUCUCAUUGCUUUUUCUGGGCCAGCAAUGUUUUUUUUUUCUCCGAAAAAGCACGAAAGCUGAUCGGUGGGGAAGCUGCACUAGAACCAGUCAUGGCCCAGGGCUGAUCCCAGAUCUAAAGGCAGAUUUUCUUGUAAAUAUUUGCAAAUUCACACGUGUCAUCACAACUGAUUGAACGAUGUGCUGAUGAGCCCAAGGUCCAGAGUUAACUGGAACACCACUCAUGUGUAUAGCACCUGCUUGACCUAAUACUAGACACUGGUAACAACUAUUACCAAUGUAGAUAAUUAGCCUGCUAUCAUCAGAUGGUUUGACACUACCAGCAAGGAAAACAAUACAGAAUUUAAAGAUAAUUGAGAUAACAAUUUUGUAAAUUAAAUGAAUGUUUUAUUUUUUGUGCGCCCAUGUGUGAAGGACCUAAUUAGAAAACUGUUACCAUUGUAAUGUUGUUUUAAAUAUUAAAUUGUCUUUAAUUGACCAAACUGCAAA